Messenger RNA from Aplosporella prunicola CBS 121167, 2306 nucleotides. RefSeq lists its product as uncharacterized. NCBI's taxonomy places the organism in Eukaryota, Fungi, Ascomycota, Dothideomycetes, Botryosphaeriales, Aplosporellaceae. Gene Ontology annotation, cellular component: nucleus; Dbf4-dependent protein kinase complex. The record is from RefSeq and is a predicted model, not a curated record. Bases 228 to 2252 code for a protein of 674 amino acids. Gene Ontology annotation, molecular function: nucleic acid binding; zinc ion binding; protein serine/threonine kinase activator activity. Gene Ontology annotation, biological process: positive regulation of nuclear cell cycle DNA replication; regulation of cell cycle phase transition. The transcript has 4 exons.
GCCAGCCACAACAAUCACAACGACAACCCACCGAAGAAAGGCCUCCCAAACACAACACCGUCUCUCUCUGAGAAUCCGCCUGUCGUUGCUUUUCCCUCCACGUCGCGUCCCGCCCACGCCAGAACCGUCAUGGCCCACGCGCUUUUGUAAGACGCCUCGUGUAGCCCUGUCACGCGUAGGCUGCUCGCAUUGCCCCUCCCGCAGCUCUGCUUCCAUCACCGCCACGUAUGGCAGCAGUCUCCGUACCUUCGCCAUCGCACGCUCCUCACACCAUGACGACGCGACGCGUCCCUCUGGCCAACGUACCCAAUGCCACAAACUCGCCUUACCGACCGCCAGCGGCAGCCGCGGCUAAGCGACCGCGACCCCAUGCGCAAGACCAGAGAGACUUCAUUUAUGGCCAAGGCCCACCUAAUAAAAAACAAAUCGUCGAAGAGGGUGACGCAGACCAUCGACGUCAUGCCCUGUUGAAGAGAGCCGGUUACAGCCACCCCACCGCGCUGCAGAAAAAGUUGGAAGCCGUUCGCGAUGGGAAAUCUGCCCAGAAGCCCGUGGACAAAUCCCAUAACAAGGCAGUCCAGGACAAUUAUGAGACAAUCAGGCAGUGGCAAAAGCAUUACCGCAAAGUCUUUCCGCAUUACGUCUUCUAUUUCGAGAGUAUCCCGGCCGAGGCCCGCUCCAAGGCCGUCCGGCAAUUGCUGUAUCUAGGAGCGCGCGAAGAGAAAUUCUUCUCGAAAGACGUGACGCAUGUCAUUACGACACGUCCUAUUCCUCCAGAGCAAAGUGUAUCGAGUUCUGUUGACCUAAGAGCGACACCCUCAAAUGCUAUUACCUCACCCGAAUCCAAGGGCGAGGUGCGCACGAUCAACCCUUCGCUUCUUAAUCGUUCUAACGAUCAACAUGCGCAGAGAUCUAGGCUCGGGCUGGACCUGACCGCGCAAAGGAAGUCCGGGAUCUCUACAACUCAGGGCCUCUUUCAAGAUGUCGAAACACGUAGACAUGCCAGCAGUGGUGAUAUCUUGGUCAAGGCAAGAGAAAUGGGCAUGAAGAUAUGGGCUUUGGAGAAGCUCGACCGCAUAUUGAACACUAUGUUCAAUACGGAUACCGGAGAGCAGCCCCAUGCUCACAACACGAGGGGUAAUGCCGCACUUGCAGCAAAGGCCAACAAGGGUGCAGACUUAUCGCAACUGCUUCGGAAUGAGAAGGUGAACGGUCCGGCUGAUCGAGAUCUCGGCGUCGCUACCAAGGACAUGGCCCACUUUCGCGCAUAUUACGUCUAUGUCCACUGCAUGAACGAGAAGUACCGGCCGGUUAUCGUCAGGGAGUAUCCGAGGGUACCCACUAAGGAGGAAGGCAAAUGGCCCCAGUUCCGCUUGACGGGGCCGGGAAGAUGCCCUUUUGUUGAGGAUCCAGCCCAUGUCAGGAAGUUGCAGAUGGAACAACAAAAGCCGUCUCAACCAAAGACGGAGAGGGCAGUAUCGGCCGCACCUAGAACACGUGCUGCUUCCGCAGCUCUCGAGGCUGCGAGGAUGCGUGGUGCAGCACCCAAAGCAGAGGAAAGACCGCCGUUGGAAGAGAAUGACAGUGUGUCACGACGCCGAAUCAGCAACACUGAGCAGUCCACGGACAUGGUGUCGAAGCCACUCGACCCGCCGAAGCUCAUCCCCGCUAAACGAUCCAAUACUGCCGACAGCAUGCCGCCACUUUUCGAUAGCGCACAAGCUGGUCUCCGUUCCGCUCCCAGAUUCGUUGGUGGCGAGCCUGUUGCUUCAGGAGUCCAACCAUCCAAUGUCACUUCAGCCAUCAGAUCUCAAAUGAUUUCCUCUACCGCUGCUGCCCCAGGCGCACGGGGUAACACCAGCAAGGAGCUGCAGAAUUUGAGUCGGAAGGUAUUGGAGAAGAACAGCGCUCCCAACAGCAUGAAUUCGUCGUACUUGGCCGAGGUUAGGGCAGCGCUCAACGGCGACCGAACUACUCUGCCAAGGGCAGCAAAGCGUAAGGCGCAGGAAACCUUAACGAACAUCCAUGAAGACUCGGAAGAAGAACACAACCCGAGGCGGGUUGUGGUUCCUCGGAAGAACAAGCCGGUAGAGAGAGAUCCUAAGCCUGGCUACUGUGAGAACUGCCGAGAGAAAUUCGACGAUUUCGAGAUUCACACCGUGAGUCGAAAGCACCGCAAAUUUGCUCUGACCCCUGACAACUGGACUGAGCUUGACGCUUUGCUCAACCAGUUGGAGCGACCAGUCUUAUGACCCGUUGACUUCACAACGCUGUCCGCAUCGGAUUCUUCUAUGUUUCACUAUCGA